Aureobasidium namibiae CBS 147.97 is the source of this 828-nucleotide messenger RNA. RefSeq lists its product as uncharacterized. Bases 1 to 828 code for a protein of 275 amino acids. NCBI's taxonomy places the organism in Eukaryota, Fungi, Ascomycota, Dothideomycetes, Dothideales, Saccotheciaceae. The record is from RefSeq and is a predicted model, not a curated record. The transcript is spliced from 4 exons. Gene Ontology annotation, cellular component: nucleus; cytoplasm.
AUGAAGUUUCUGUGUCUGCACGGAGCCUAUGGCAACAUUCCUACAUUCCGCGUUCAGCUGGGACCGAUGAUUGAGCUCCUUGAGUCUACUAGCUCAGCCUCAUUCGAGUUCAUCCAAGGCCGAGUGCCAGUGACACCCCCUCCAGGCUUUGAGUCUUACUUCGGUUCAGGACCACACUUUCGAUUCCUCAAAGACAAAGGAGAGGCAGAGGCCUCAGCAGUUGAGGGUAUCCGAGUGUUUCCCGAGGCUGACACGCCCGAGGAUGCAUUGAGACUACUCAUGCCCAAGGGCGAAACGACCGUCGGCUUUGCUGAAGCGAGGGAAGCUGCAUUGGAACAGCUCUACGAAGCACUCGAUGCUGAUCCUGAGAUUGGUGGAAUCAUCGGAUACAGUGAAGGCGCGGCUGCUGCAGCCACACUGAUUUACGAUGAGCAUGAGAGGGCGAAAUCUGAGGGGUACGUCCCGAGGAUCAAGGCUGCAAUCUUCUUCAUGGGUUGGCCCGCCAUCUCAGAAACUGGACCUGUCUUAUCGGAUGAAGUCGAGGACCUCCUUGAGGUCCAGUCUUUGCAUAUCGUUGGCGCCAAUGACCCGUACAAAGACGGUGCCCUUGCAUUGUAUAAUCUUUUCGAUGACAAUAUGGUUGUCUUCUUCGACAGUGCCGGCGGCCACACCAUUCCUCGCCAUGGUAAGUUGCUACAAGAAUUGGUACAAGCAGUGAGGGACUUAGUUUCCAAUAUCCCGGUCCACGAGCCAACCAUGGUAGCCAAGCGUCUGGAUUCUGCUGUCAAUAUUCCUGACCUGAGUGCACUGAAGUUGGCGGAAGAAUAG